AUGACCUCACAAUCUAGUCGUUCCGCCGGUGGACAACGAAACAUUUGGGAGCAUAGAUUGGGUAUCCAUGCACCGGAACAGAUUUCAGAACAGCAAAAAUAUUGGGACUAUCGAAAUGUUUACCAUCCACCCGUUCCGAAAGGAAUCGAAUUGUCCGAUAGCGAAGAUAAGGAGCGAUGGGAGACGAUCAAUCUCGGCGGUUUAGGCGAGAAUGGAGCUAAUCGACAAGUGGAAAGAACAAGAGCACAACAAUUCGUUAGAGCAAGAGAGCGGGAAAACAGACAAAAUUCGCAAGAGAAAAAUGCAGUAUUCCUUAUAUCGGUGAUCUGUUUUGGAAUGCAGAUAAUUCUUGCAAUAAUUUGUAUUGGCCUUUGCAUACAUCGGAUUUUCUAUCAUGCUCAGAUUCAAGCUGGUAUUGCUUUUCUUAUCUUGGCAAUAAUACCAUUGAUUGGUGCUGCUGGUGGUAUAUUUGCAGCCUUAAUGGGAAGCAAAACUAUCGCACUGGGUACAGCAAUUUAUAAUGUGGCAUCGGCUGUUGGAGUAAUUGUAGCAGCGAUUAAUCUGUAUUCGUUCAGAGCCUAUCAACCGUAUCCUGUCACGGCUUUCAUUCCAUUAGCAGCUGCUGUUGGGACUGUUCAGGCUAAUUUUUAA
Molecule: messenger RNA, 651 nt
Organism: Acanthocheilonema viteae
Lineage: Eukaryota; Metazoa; Nematoda; Chromadorea; Rhabditida; Onchocercidae
Source: the annotation of a GenBank genome assembly